Messenger RNA from Stylonychia lemnae, 2706 nucleotides. The record is from the annotation of a GenBank genome assembly. Lineage: Eukaryota; Ciliophora; Spirotrichea; Sporadotrichida; Oxytrichidae.
AUGAAACACCAGCUACAUCAAGGAACACCAAGCGGUCCAGUUUCUAACAAAAGUGGUAAAAGAACUCCAAUUGCUGCUUAAUCUUAAAGUUCACAAAGCACCACAUUUGAUCGUUUAUAAAAUCUAAAGCCUUUAAGAGAAACGAAUAAUAUGCAAAGAUAGACUCCUCUUUCUCAUAAUUAGAAUAGAUAGAAAACACCUGUACCUUCGAAUAAGAAUGAUAUCAGAGAAAGUAAAAGCAACUUGAAAUAAAGCAACAAUAAUCUUGAAAACAAAGGUCAAUCGACUUAGAGGUUGAAAGAGAACAAGAAAAAUAAUGUCAUUUAAGGAGUUGUAGACUUGGAUAUUUAUGCUUCGAUUGACGGGAAUUAUAAUCCUAUGGCAGCAACAAGUCUUAAAUAUAAUUCUAACCAAAGAGAUGAAGAUUUUCAAAAGUACUUGGGACAAACCCUGGAUAAGAGAGACAAGUCUUCAACUCCUCUUGGCAGACACUAGAACAAUGCUACAGUGAGUGUAUAUGUCGUGAAGAACAAAAAGAGUUAACAAGCUUAGAGUAUGUAUAAGCAGUAAUUCCUGAGCAAGACUUAGACUAAUUUGGCUAAUUGCGAGUCUUCCUCCAAUCUGAGACAGUCAUAGAAAGAUAUCAAACUCACUAGCAAGAAGGACAGAACACCAAAGCAAGCAGAUGAUUUGUCUAGCAUCAGAAGUUCACGCUAGUCUGAUUCUAAGAACAACAAGUACUCGGGAGUUUAGUCGAAGGUCAGACAAAACCUGAGAUCAAAGACACCUAAGAGCAAGGGAGCCAUUCUCACUCCUCAACAGUAGAUGGACUAAAAUGAGAAAUAGCUUAGAAGAUAAAGAGAGAUUUGUGAUUUGGAGAACAACCUCUGCUAGAUUCAGCAUGACCUUGAAUUCAAGUAGAACAACAAAGAUCUCAUCUUUGAUACCUACAAGUCAAAUAGGAAAAGCCAGACCAGGAAGAACACCGACAUCAGUUAAUUGGGCUCCUCAGACAAUGGUGACACCGAGAGAGUAUCAACCAGUACCUCGAGUCAGAAGGUGGUACUCCAGAGUAAGAAGCAGUUCUCUCAAUUUGAAUUGCAGUUGAACAACCACAAAUUCAAUGAUAAGUACUUUGACAAGGUUUACCUUGAGCUCUGCGGCUAUGGAGACGCAGGUGUUGGCAAAUCAGCCUUGCUUGAAAAAGAGAGAUCAAUGGCUACAGUUAGGAAGUAUGUGCCCUUCUUGACGCAAUCAUAGCCUCAUGCAGAGAUGUAAGGUGAAUCUCAAGAUGUGGUAGGGUCAGUGACCUUCUUCGAAAGUAGAGCUUAAAGACCUCGUGAAGAGAGAAAUCACUAUGAAACUCUAUUGCCUGAACCUGCAAACGAACUUGAUGAAAUUGAUUAUUCCAAGAUAGUUCCCAUCCAAGAAAGUCAGAUUAGAAAUAGAGGAUAUGAGUAUUAGGUUGAGGAUUCAGUUAACAAGUUUAUAAGCUUUAAUAACGUUGAUGACGAUGUUUAUGGCUAGGAAGACAACAAAAAGAGAAUGGGUGAGCUAAGGCUGUAGAACCAAUAGUUAGAAGAGGACUUUGAAAAUGUUUUCUAAGAUUUGGUAAAUCAGAGAAAGACAGCAUCUCACAUGGCAUUCUAUGAAGCAAUCAAUGAGUACGACUACGAUAAGAAGCAACUUGACAACGCAGUGUAUAAGGAUCCAAAUGGAAGUUUCUAGGUGGCCACUUCACCUACUAAGAGAUUGAUUUGCAUGAAAAACUCAUCAAUUGAGCACUACAGGCAUAUUAGAGAAAGAAACCUUAUUAAUAGAGAACCAGAUCAGAAGAAUAUGAUCUACAUGGCAAGUCCAGAGAGAUCUUACGUUGUGAAAGCAGACUAGAAGAUUGACUACACAUUGGCAUUCAAAAAGAACCCCGCUAAGUUUUAUGAAGAAGCUUUGAAUGCUCCCAUUGUCAAGCAUAGAAUUUUGCAUUAGUCCUAAGGCAUAUCACCAAAGAAUGGUAACGUGCAUACCAAGAAGUCGACACUUGGCAGUUAAAGCAGCUGCUCUGUCUCUCAAAAGGAUUUAAAGCAAACUAUUAAUAACGUUGCUAACAAUUUGUUAUCAGGUUCAAAGAAGAGCAAAAAAGACCAUGAUAUUUACACUAUUAGUUCAAAGCAGACUACAAGACCCCACAAUAGAAUUAAUCAAAAGAUUAAGAGUAAGAUAGAGCAAAAACUAGCUGACAAACUUGGUUCUCAAUUGACUCAAUAAGUGCUUAAAGCGCUAGAAGAUGCUAACCUCCAUGAAGCUAUUAAUGACAUUAUUAGUCAGCACUCAGGCUAGGCUGAUGACGACUACAGACCAAUCCAUAAAAGUGGUGAGGUUAAAAUGAGCAAGGCAAUGAGUGUUAAAUCCCUUUAAGUUAACAAGCAAUUUGAAGACAUUUAAAGAGAUGAAGUUGAGAGCACCAAAGGUGAUGAAAAGAAUUACAAGCAACUCCUGCAUCACUCAAACAAGAAGGAGACUUCAUCAGUCAGAAAUCCAGUCACUAGAGAACUCAAGACUACAAGCAACAUUGCAAAUGAUCAAACUGAUAAAACAGGUAAGUCAGUUGUUGCUAGCAGAAGAAGUGGAGCUAGCAGCAGACAAUAUGUAUCAGAGCAAGGACUUAAUCUUGAGGAAGAUGUUAAAGUCAACAGAGCCUACUAAUGA